This is a messenger RNA of Lathyrus sativus (Indian pea), 2574 nucleotides long. NCBI's taxonomy places the organism in Eukaryota, Viridiplantae, Streptophyta, Magnoliopsida, Fabales, Fabaceae. The record is from the annotation of a GenBank genome assembly.
AUGGCUGAUAACCCAACACAACCUAAUGUUGGGUUCAUCCCUUCAAACCCUGACAAGACUUCAAUUACCCCUCCUCCUAAAUUUCCUCCAGCGUUGUUACAUUUAAAGAAAGAUCAAGGUACUCCUCAUUCCAAUGCUGCAUCACCUGCCAAUGGUGCUGUUGCAACUGGAAGUCCAGUUCCUCACAUGAGUACUCCUCCUGGGCCACCUGUUUUUACGUCACCGGUUAGGCCGGCGGCUGUUCCGUUUCGAACGUUGCCUGCUUCGCCUCAGCCGCAUGCUCUUUCUUCUGGUUCUUCUUUGCCAAUGUCGUCGCAGCCUCAAUACUCGAAUGGAUCGUUUGACUUGCAGCCCCAAGUUUCUGAUAGCAUUGGAGAUCAUGUUUCACUUGGGGAGCCAUCCUUUGUACUUUUUUCAGCUCAUAAGGUAUUGAAGCAGAAGAAACAGGCUAAUGUACCCAGUUUGGGUUUUGGGGCAUUGGUCUCUCCUGGGAGGGAGGUGUCGACAGGCCCCCAGGUAAUACAGCGUGAUCCCCAUCGCUGUCAGAGCUGUGGGGCAUAUGCAAAUAAAUAUUGCAACAUAUUGCUCGGAUCAGGCCAGUGGCAGUGUGUUAUAUGUCGAAAACUGAAUGGGAGUGAUGGAGAGUACAUUGCACAUAACAAGGAAGAUCUUCACAGAUUUCCAGAACUAGCUUCACCAAUGGUUGACUUUGUACAAACGGGGACCAAGAGACCUGGUUUUGUUCCAGUUUCAGAUUCCAGAAUGUCUGCACCAGUAGUUCUUGUAAUAGAUGAAUGUUUAGAUGAACCUCACUUACACCAUCUUCAGAGCUCUUUGCAUGCGUUUGUUGAUUCUCUCCCUCCAACAACAAGAUUAGGAAUUAUACUAUAUGGCCGUACGGUAUCAGUGUAUGACUUUUCAGAAGAGUCAGUUGCAUCUGCUGACGUGCUUCCCGGGGACAAGUCAGCAAGUCAGGAAUCUUUGAAAACUUUGAUUUAUGGUACCGGUAUAUAUUUAUCACCCAUGCAUGCUUCACUGGCUGUAGCACAUUCCGUGUUUUCAUCAUUGAGGCCAUAUAAGUUGAAUGUACCAGAAGCUUCCAGAGAUCGGUGCCUAGGAACUGCGGUUGAGGUUGCUCUUGCUAUAAUUCAGGGCCCAUCUGCUGAUCUGUCCCGAGGGGUAGUCAAAAGGUCAGGGGGCAAUAGUAGAAUUAUUGUGUGUGCUGGUGGACCGAACACUUAUGGGCCUGGAUCUGUUCCUCAUUCUUUCAACCACCCUAAUUAUCCGUAUAUGGAAAAGACUGCAUUAAAAUGGAUGGAAAAUUUAGGUCGCGAGGCUCAUCGACACCAUAUAUUGGUUGAUAUUUUAUGUGCUGGAACAUGCCCUGUAAGAGUUCCUAUCUUACAUCCUCUUGCAAAAGCAUCAGGCGGAGUUUUGGUUCUUCAUGAUGAUUUUGGAGAAGCUUUUGGUGUUAAUUUACAAAGGGCAUCUUCCAGAUCAGCAGGCUCCCAUGGAUUGUUAGAAUUGCGGACAUCAGAUGAUAUUCUCAUUACACAAGUUGUGGGUCCAGGGGAAGAGUCACACGUAGACACACAUGAAACAUUUAAAAAUGACACUGCGCUUUAUAUUCAAAUGCUAAGUGUUGAAGAGACACAGAGCUUUUCUCUCUCUAUGGAAACCAAAGGAGAUAUCAAAAGCGAUUUUAUCUUUUUCCAGUUUGCAAUUCAGUAUUCAAAUGUGUAUCAGGCUGAUGUUUCAAGGGUUGUUACAGUUAGAUUGCCCACAGUAGACAGUGUUUCGGGAUAUCUCGAGAGUGUUCAGGAUGAAGUUGCUGCAGUCCUCAUUGCAAAGAGAACUCUGUUGCGAGCGAAAAACCAAUCUGUUGCUGUUGAGAUGCGAAAAACAAUAGAUGAAAGAAUCAAGGAUAUUGGUCUAAAAUUUGGCACCCAAUUACCCAAAUCAAAACUUCAUUGCUUCCCAAAAGAGCUGUCUCUCUUACCGGAGCUCCUUUUCCAUCUCAGGAGAGGGCCACUAUUGGGAUGUAUUAUUGGCCAUGAAGAUGAGAGGUCUGUGCUGAGGAACCUGUUUCUAAAUGCAUCCUUUGAUCUAUCUCUCAGAAUGGUGGCUCCCCGUUGUCUAAUGCACAGGGAGGGGGGAACUUUUGAGGAGCUACCGGCUUAUGAUCUUGCUAUGCAGUCUGAUACUGCUGUUGUACUUGAUCAUGGCACUGAUGUCUUCAUUUGGCUGGGUGCGGAACUUGUGGCCGAUGAAGGAAAAAGUGCCGCUGCUUUGGCUGCAUGCAGGACAUUGGCUGAAGAGCUGACCGAGUUCCGUUUUCCAGCUCCUCGCAUCCUUGCAUUCAAGGAGGGUAGCUCGCAGGCUCGAUAUUUUGUCUCUCGUCUCAUACCAGCUCACAAGGAUCCACCUUACGAGCAGGAGGCAAGGUUCCCACAACUUAGGACAUUAACAUCAGAACAGCGAACAAGGCUGAAAAGCAAUUUUGUUCACUUUGACGAUCCGAGUUUUUGUGAAUGGAUGCGAAGUUUGAAGACAGUGCCACCACAACUGAGUUGA